Parasteatoda tepidariorum (common house spider) is the source of this 846-nucleotide messenger RNA. RefSeq names its product astacin-like metalloprotease toxin 5. Gene Ontology annotation, biological process: proteolysis. NCBI's taxonomy places the organism in Eukaryota, Metazoa, Arthropoda, Arachnida, Araneae, Theridiidae. The record is from RefSeq and is a predicted model, not a curated record. Gene Ontology annotation, molecular function: metalloendopeptidase activity; zinc ion binding.
CCAUCAAUGAUAAGACAUUCACAAACACUGUUAUAAAAGCCACACUCUCAAUUUUUUUCCAGCGUCUUCAUUUUUCCGUUGGCACCAAAAGUGAAAACAAUGAAGUUUGUACUGGCCUGCCUUUUGCUUGUUGCAGCUGCAACUGCACUACCCACAAAUGACCUCAGACAAUCGGCUCUUUACAAUCCUGAUCUCUUUGAGGGAGAUAUUCUCGGAUUCGAACCUGGUGACAGAAAUGUUAUUCCAUACACUCAAAUGAGAUGGCAAAACAACGAAAUCCCAUACGUUAUUGACAGGACUCUCGCCACCCAACAGGCUUUGAUCUUGUCUGCAAUGAAUGAUUAUCAUAUCAACACUUGCUUGAGAUUCAAACCAAGAACUACUGAAAGGAACUACAUCAAGCUCUUCUCUGGACAAGGAUGUUACUCAUACGUUGGUAUGAUUAACCGUGGUGAGCAGCCACUAUCUCUUGGACCCGGUUGCUUGUACAAGGGAACCAUUGUCCACGAAUUGGGACACGCCAUCGGAUUCUUCCACGAACAGAACAGAUCAGACAGAGAUCAGUACUUGACCAUCUAUUGGCAGAACAUUCAAUCAGGUAUGGAGACUCAGUUCGCCUUGUUGAAACCCCACGAGAACUUGUUGCUGACCACCUUCGACCACGACUCCAUUAUGUUGUACGGUAACUAUGCCUUCUCAAGGGACAGGACAUCCCUCACCAUGGUGGCCAAGAAUGGAAGACGUCUGCUUGAGCCCUACGACAAGCAAGGACUCACCAUAAGUGACAUCACUAGGGUCAAGAAAAUGUACAACUGCUAAAUUAAUAAAGGCUGAUUCGUUUCGAUA